AUGCGCCCAGAGCCACAUCCCUGGAGCUGCAUCCUGCAGGCCAGGAGCCACAUCCCGCUGCCUGCCACCUUGGGCGAGGGGGGACACAGCUGCCCGUGCCCCCCAGUUGACUCGUUCGGUCAAGGCAGGAAUGGAAUCCCACGGAAUGACUGCGCGGAGCCGCCCCGCGUCCCAGGGGGUGACGGCGGCGCCCGGACACGGAACCGUCACUGCCCCGCGCUCCCGCGGCGCCAAACGGCUCCGGAGAAUCCGGGGCCUCCAGCCCCCGCCGCAGCCCCAGAGCCGAAGCCGCGUCCCGCUCGGCUGCAUCCCAGCACGGCUCCAUCCCGCUCCAACGGCCGGUGGCUCCGGGAAGGCAGCAGCCCCACCAGGCGCGCACGAGGGUUCCAAGGGACCUGGCCGGCCUGCAAGGGACACGCGGAGCUUUUGUCACCGCGGGCUGCGCCUCGGACACCCGUCACUCGAGUCACCGCACGGAGCCGCCCGCUCAUGCAAAGCGCGGGGAAGCAUCCCGGGAAGCUCCGCGCGGCGUUCCGGCAGGACCGCUCCGCUCAGUCGCUCGGCCUGUUCGCCAAGUCGGCGCCGACUCCGCACCCAAAUCGAGCAGAACCCCCCAUCGCUCCCGUUUGCUGCGAGCAGGGACGCGGCCCCAGGAGUUGCUGGAGCGGCCGUGGGACAGAGACCCGGCAGACGGAUGCAAAUCCCGGGAAUGCCAGCGCUUCCCGGGCGCAUGGACGCAGCUCCCCGCCGCUCGGCACCUCCCGCAAGGGCUUUUCAGGAGCAGGAGGAGGGAAGAAGAAUUCCCUCUGGCUCGUGGAGCCGCUGGCCGGGCUGGGGGCGACUCCGAGGGCGACCGCCCGGGGCCUCGCGCCAGAGGCACCUCCCAGGCACCGGGACACCAGGAAGACUCCCCCAAGCCUCCAGGCCCGUGGAAUGUUGGGUUCGUUUUUGCCUCGGAAUCUCCCACGGGGCUGA
Molecule: messenger RNA, 975 nt
Organism: Tinamus guttatus (white-throated tinamou)
Lineage: Eukaryota; Metazoa; Chordata; Aves; Tinamiformes; Tinamidae
Source: RefSeq, a predicted model, not a curated record